GUAAGUUCCAGUUUCACGAGAAGUUUCGCUAUGCGGUGCUGCGUUGCCUUUGCUUGGCUGCUGCUGGCCCUGACCGCUGUCCUGACUCAUGCGUCACACUAUUCGCGAGAUGAGAGCAACGAAGCUUCCAAGACCGAAUUCAACUUGGCCUCCACUUUCAAAGGCGGAAUUACCAGCAGUCGUCAUCAUGAGCGUGCCAACCUUAACUCGCAAUUAUAUCCGGAUCUACGGCAGCAAUCAAGUAGGUCAGCUGAUAUUGAUGAGCCGUCCGCUCAUGAGAACGGCGGCAGGGGCACUAAUGCCAUCGAUCUUCGCGCUGGCCCGUAUGGAACUGCCGUGAGAAAUCCACCGCCACAGCCGAAUGGCUUUUCAAAUCAUCCCACAAGCGUUCUUGGACAACCACAGACUGCAGAGUUUCCUGGAUAUGCAGCUAAUGGAAAUCCGCAAGUGCUGCCUCGUCCUGGAGUCAAUCCGUCAGGCGUAUACCCAAGUUAUGGAAACCAACAACCCGUAUAUCCCGUACUUCCUGCUUACCCGUAUCCAGGACAAUACUUACCACAGUAUCCAUCCUAUCCAUCUUAUCCAAACUAUGGACCGAACGUACCUGUAAUAGCGCAUCCAGGUGCGCCACCCAUAAGCUAUCAGAAUCAGCAAAAUUAUGCACCACAAGCGGCACCAGGACAACAUGAUCGUUGGGAUCGCAGAUUCAGAAUGAAAACUGAGUACUCGGAGGAUGGAGUACACAAGGGACCCUUCAGCGUACUGAACAAUCACGGCUCGCAGGGCUACGGCAGUGGUUUUGGAGGCGGCUACAAUGGCGCAUUCAACAGGCCAGGUUACUGAAAAACUAAACGCUAGAAAGAUUAUAAGUUAUGGUCAUAAGUUAGGUGUAAGCUAACCUCACUGUGUCAGGUUUAAGAAGAGCAGCAGCUGCUCGGCCGAGUCUGUUUUAAUAAACUUGAUUUUUUGCCCACACUCAACCGAAGUAAUUAGCAAUAUACCCCGGUUGCACCUUAAGCAGCGGCAGCAGCAGCAGCAGCAGCAGGAACACGAAAAAUAAGAGGACGACAUCAACACGAGGACAACUUGGCCUUUUGUCCUAUACGCACAUAAGAAAGGCACCCUACCUUGCGAACCGGAAAAAAGAAACAUGCAUUUCAGUUGCCUCACUAUUUCUGUUGAGGAAGCACACAAUGAACAUUGAACUACCUGGCUGAAGGCAGCCCUGGCAGCCGAAAAAAAAUGAAGUACAGGCGCACAAUGGCAGGAGGACAGAGGACAGACGACCGACAACCGACGACCGACAAGGAAAGGUGGUAGAAAACGUCAAGGAGACAGACAGGCGGCUGCUGUUGCUGCUGCUGCCUGCCCUUUUUCAGGCUCAACUGCAGCGGCAUAAAUUGGUUAUGUAUGCAGUGAUUUGUUGGACAAAGACGAUUACGGCAACGGGAACGGGAAGAGGUUGAUGUCUUGCGGCGCAUGCGCAGCCUGCCAACCAAAACCCAAAAUAAUUUGGCGCUAAAAUGUGCAGACGGGCGCGCCAAA
Drosophila navojoa is the source of this 1545-nucleotide messenger RNA. RefSeq names its product Elastin-like (gene Elal). The record is from RefSeq and is a predicted model, not a curated record. NCBI's taxonomy places the organism in Eukaryota, Metazoa, Arthropoda, Insecta, Diptera, Drosophilidae.